Maylandia zebra (zebra mbuna) is the source of this 1350-nucleotide messenger RNA. Lineage: Eukaryota; Metazoa; Chordata; Actinopteri; Cichliformes; Cichlidae. The record is from RefSeq and is a predicted model, not a curated record.
UACUGAUGGCGCACGGGCCAUGACUGGGAGACACGGAGGUGUGGUUUCGCGUGUGCAAGCAGUCGCGCCAGAUGCCUCCUGGGUACACUGCAGCAUCCACCGAGAGGCUCUUGCUGCAAAGGGAAUACCUGUCCGUUUGAAACAUGUUUUGGACACGAGUGUAAAAAUGGUUAACUUUGUGAAAGCCAGGCCGCUGAACUCCCGCUUAUUUGCUGCGUUGUGCAAUGAGAUGGGCAGCGAGCAUGAGACAUUAUUACUCCACACAGAGGUUCGCUGGCUAUCUAGAGGGAAAGUGCUGACCCGUUUCUUUGAGUUGAGGGAUGAACUUAAAGUUUUCUUCAGUAACCAUCCCUUUGAGCUGUCUGAACAUUUGCAUGAUGAAGAGUACCUUACCUGCCUGGCUUAUCUGUGUGAUAUAUUUUCUCGUCUGAACGAGCUCAAUCUCGGAUUACAAGGCGUUUCUGCAACUAUAUUCAAUGUUCAAGAUAAAGUUGAGGCCAUGAUAAAGAAGUUAAACCUUUGGAAGAACUGCUUGGAUACAAACAACACUGAAGUCUUUCCUGUGCUGCAUGAUUUUCUGUGCUCUAAUGAUCUCACACUAUCUAAAAGUGUAAAGCGCGAAUGUAACGUGCACCUUGAGGAGCUGGCGGUGCAGUUACGCCGAUACUUCCCAGAGACGGACGGCUCAAAUGAUUGGAUACGUCACCCGUUCACCGCCGUGCCUACUUCGUUAUCACCGUCUGACCAGGAGAGCCUAAUUGAAAUCGCCACAGAUGGAUCUCUAAAAGUUGAACACGCUCAAAAGAACCUGGCGGAUUUCUGGAUAGGGCUGCGCACUGAACAGCCCGCGCUGGCUAAGCGCGCUGUCAAGACUCUGAUGCCUUUCGCCACCACAUACUUAUGCGAAAAGGGAUUUUCUGCUUUAACAAACAUGAAAACAAAAUACAGAGCAAGACUUUGUGUGGAAAACGAUUUAAGACUCAGCCUUUCCCAAAUUGAGCCAAACAUUGAAGAGCUGUGUGCCUCUGCUCAAGCACAUCCAUCACAUUAAAUAAAGUUCUGUUUAAUGAAAGUUCAUGGCCUUUAUGCUCUCGACAAAAAAGUGAAUUCUAAUAAAUCCUUUGAUACACUGCUAGUAUUAAGUAGUAAAGUUUGUUAUUAAAACUCUGUCAUUACUAAAAAAUAUUGAUAAAUUCAUUUGGUGGUGAGAAAUAAUCGACUGUGCAGUAUUUAUCUUUAUGCAUGCGAUAUUGCAAUGUAUUUAUAGACACUAAUUAAGAGUCGUUCGUAGUAGGGGGUAUGCGGCUGAGGGUGACAUGUCUCAAGGGGUACGUGGCUGGAAAAAGUUUG